Tupaia belangeri chinensis (Chinese tree shrew) is the source of this 3521-nucleotide messenger RNA. It is a transcript of the gene GPR37, whose product is annotated as G protein-coupled receptor 37. NCBI's taxonomy places the organism in Eukaryota, Metazoa, Chordata, Mammalia, Scandentia, Tupaiidae. The record is from RefSeq and is a predicted model, not a curated record. Gene Ontology annotation, biological process: adenylate cyclase-inhibiting G protein-coupled receptor signaling pathway; positive regulation of MAPK cascade. Gene Ontology annotation, cellular component: plasma membrane; signaling receptor complex. Gene Ontology annotation, molecular function: G protein-coupled peptide receptor activity; prosaposin receptor activity.
CCCCUCCGCGGCGGCCGUAGCCUCGCAAGUCGCUGGGGUGAGGUGGGGCAAGAGUUCCCCCGGCACAUCGGCGCUGCGCCCGACGGUUGGCAACCUGUUCCCAGCCAGCGGGGACGGGUUUGUGACAGCCAGUCGUCUGGGGGAGGGGGACUUGUUUUUCUUUCCCUCUAGAGACCUCGGCUUGCAACUGGAUAAAGCAGUAAAGAAAGGAUGUGAACAGGCAGAGCAACUGUUACCAAGAAGGCAACCACCCAAAGGCAGGGAGGAGCGUGGGGCUUCCUCCGGCUUCUCCCAGAAGCCACAUUAAUCAACAGUCAGGUGUGGGUUGCAACUUUUCAAGGACAGCCACCCGGAGCAGCCAUUCUGUCUCCGAGCCUUGGAGGUCUACAGAGCUCGAUUGGAUUUGGCGGAGAGAUGCACAGGACGCCAGACGAGGAAGGAUUGUAGCGGGGAGGGUGACCCCGAGACCCAUCCUUCACAGUCCCCAGAAUCUCCGGCGCUCCGCUGCCUCGGCGGGGAAUCAGUACGUGACAUGUGUCUAACUCUCAGCAACUUAGGCAGCAGGUGUCGGUCCUAAACGCGAGCCGGGGCUGACGGGCGCGCACUCGCUAAGCCAUGCGGGCCCCGGCCGCGCCUCUUGCCCGCACUUCGCGGCUGCUGCUUCUGCUACUGCUCAAGGUUUCUGCUACUUCUGCCCUAGGGUCCGGCCCUGCGCCCAGGAACAAAACUUGUCUGGAAGUGAGCUGUUCCCCUAUACUGAUCCAGCGGCGCAGCAGGGACGGUUGGGAGCUGGGACAUUCUGGCUGCGGUGCGCGCGGCGGCCCCCUGGGACCUCCCGUCCGCCCCGGGCGGUGACCCAGGUGUGGGCAGAGGCGCAGAGGCGUCUGCGGCCGGGCCCUCGGGCCCUCCAGCCAGGCUGUCAGGCGCCUGGAGGUGGAAAGGUGCCCAGGGUCAGGAGCACCCCGGAACUUCGGGAAGAAGAGACCCCAUGGCCCUCCAACUCUUCCUUCAGACCUCAGAGGAGGAAGAGAAGAGUCUUAGAGGCACAGGCAUUUCCGGGCGCGGCCAGGAGCAGAACGUGAAGACCGAUCCCGGUGCCAGCGAUCUCUUUUACCGGCCACGGAGAACCGGGAAACUCCAGGGUUCACACCACAAGCUCCUACCCAAGACGGUCAGUGGGUUGUCGGGACACGCAGGGCGGACAGUUGCACCCCCUGGCAGAGCGCUGGCCCAGAAUGGGUCCUGGGGUGACGAGGUGCACGAGCGCGGGGGUUCCCGCCGGGGAAACAGCACGAACCGGCGCGUGAGACUGAAGAACCCCUUCUACCCGCUGACCCAGGAGUCCUAUGGAGCCUACGCGGUCAUGUGCUUGUCGGUGGUGAUCUUCGGGACCGGCAUCAUCGGUAAUCUGGCUGUGAUGUGCAUCGUGUGUCACAACUACUACAUGCGGAGCAUCUCCAACUCCCUCUUGGCCAACCUGGCCUUCUGGGACUUUCUCAUCAUCUUUUUCUGUCUUCCGCUCGUCAUCUUCCACGAACUGACCAAGAAGUGGCUGCUGGAAGAUUUCUCCUGCAAGAUCGUGCCCUAUAUCGAGGUCGCUUCUCUUGGAGUCACCACCUUUACCUUAUGCGCUCUGUGCAUUGACCGCUUCCGCGCUGCCACCAACGUGCAGAUGUACUAUGAAAUGAUUGAAAACUGCUCUUCAACCACGGCCAAACUUGCUGUUAUAUGGGUCGGCGCCCUGCUGUUGGCACUUCCAGAAGUGGUCCUCCGGCAGCUGAGCAGGGAGGACUUGGGGUUUAGCGGCCGAGCCCCAGCAGAAAGAUGUGUUAUAAAGAUCUCGCCUGAUCUACCGGACACCAUCUACGUUCUGGCCCUCACCUACGACAGUGCCAGGCUCUGGUGGUACUUCGGCUGUUACUUUUGUUUGCCCACACUGUUCACCAUCACCUGCUCUUUAGUGACUGCCAGGAAAAUCCGCAAAGCAGAGAAAGCCUGUACCCGGGGAAAUAAGAGGCAAAUUCAACUAGAAAGCCAGAUGAACUGUACAGUAGUGGCAUUGACCAUCUUAUAUGGAUUUUGCAUUAUUCCCGAGAAUAUCUGCAACAUUGUCACUGCCUACAUGUCGACAGGGGUUUCCCAGCAGACAAUGGACCUCCUUAAUAUCAUCAGCCAAUUCCUUUUGUUCUUUAAGUCCUGUGUCACCCCAGUGCUCCUUUUCUGUCUCUGCAAACCCUUCAGUAGGGCCUUUAUGGAGUGCUGCUGCUGUUGCUGUGAGGAAUGCAUUCAGAAGUCUUCGACGGUGACCAGCGAUGACAAUGACAAUGAAUACACCACAGAGCUCGAACUCUCACCUUUCAGUACCAUACGCCGAGAAAUGUCCACUUUUGCUUCUGUUGGAACUCACUGCUGAAGACCGUCCUUGGUUUGGUCAGGAUUGUUUGCUUGAUUUUCAUAUUCUGUGGAAGUUUUUACUUCAUAUUGUUCCCAAGAGGGAAAAAAGAUGCAAAAAAAUAAAAAUGAAAAACAACAAAGAAAGAAAUGUUAACUCCUAUAGAACUGAUUUUACAAAUUAAUAUUUGUGCUUUGAACACAUGUUUAUAUUUAGAUAUUUAAGAAGAAUGAGAAGGCCAAUAGUUUGAGAUCAGUUUAUCUAGUAUGGUGCUAAUAUUUGAUUUGGAAAAAGUUACUGCACCUUAACUUAAUUAAUUGCUGAAUUUCUUUCUUUCCUUUUAAAAUAUAAUUGUUGUAUAUUGAUUAUAGCCAUGUGACUUUUGUAGGUUGUUUUAUGUUUGAGUUGUGACUGAAAGUACAUUGUAUAUGGUAUUGUGAGAUGAUUUGUACUGAAGCAUCACAAAGUAGCACCAAAUAAAUUAUGCUUUAUUCUUUAAUGUCAUUGUCUACUUUUAACUAAGAUUUAAUAAAUCUUUUAAUUGCCUUAAAGACACAAUUACUGGUUCUAUGCACAAUUUAAAGUCAGCCUUACUGUUUUAUAAUUAUAUUUUCUUUGAAAGCAGGUAAUCACUAUGUUAUAAAGACAUUUUCCUAAUAGCACUAUUUUAUAUGCAUGAUUCAUAAAAUGAUAUUGUAUGUUAAAACAAAACUGUAUUUUUAAUACUAAGACAUAGAUGUAAUACUACUUCUGAAUAUUUAUAACUUAUGAAUAAAUAGACAGCAGAGUAGGAAGAAAGUUUCUUUUCUUUUUCAAGUUCACCUCUGAACUAGCAUGUAGAUCUACAAGUUUUCCCAAGAGGAAUUACAAGCAGAAUCAAGAAUUUAAAAAAAGUGCUUGUCAUCUGAUUUUCUCUGAACACACUGGCCUUUGAAGCUUUGUGAAUCCUACAUGAAGCACUCUGAAUUUAAUUUUUCUCCUUUAAAAAAAUGAACUUGAUUAAAUCUGUAUGAAUUUAUUUCUUUAAGUGAAUGAAAGUAUGAUUUGAAAUAAUAAAAUACUUUUAUAUCUUGAUUAGACAUUUGAAUAUUCAAAUACUACCUUUAAAUCGAUACUUUAUAAGCUCCCA